CGGACCCGGACGUUCUAGGACGUCGUGCGGCGGCUCCGGUGGCGGCGGCGACUCGGGCGCGCAGCCAGAGCCCGGCCUGGGCGGCUGAGGAGCAUGGAGCUGGCGGCAGCGGCGAAGAUCCCCGAAGAGGUGGCUGACAUUUUCAACGCCCCCAGCGACGAGGAAGACUUCUUCGGCUUUGGAGAUGACAUUCCCAUGGAAACGCUGUACCUGGAAGAGAGUUUUGACUCCUCAGAGUCAGGAAAAAAGGAUAUGCAUUUCCAUUCCAAGUACAUCACCGAAGAACUGCAAAGGAUUUUCACCGAGGAUACUGACUCGGAGACGGAAGAUUUUGAAGGAUUUACCCAGAAUGAACUCAACAGUCCCCCAGAGCUAAUGCUCACAGAGUCAGAAAUGAGUGAUGAAGAUGCUGGAGACAGGCAUGUGGGCAGUGAAGAGGAAGAGGAGGAGGAGGAGGAGGAAGAAGCCAAAACAAAGACGGCCUCCAGAAGAAACAGCUUUGGGCUAAGAGUUGCCUUCCAGUUCCCCACAAAGAAUAAAGCAGAUAUAAAAACCAGGUUUUCUGAGCCAUCCUUUUCUAGCUUACAUUUUGAUGAGAGUGAAAAAUCGAAGUCUUUGAGAAGAAAGAAAAAUGGUAGGCCGGCGAAGAGAGCUGUGGAAGGAUCCACCUCCGAGUCGGACGAGGACUCGGACCUGGGCCAGACGGACUCGGACCUGGGCCAGACCCACUCGGAUGCUCUGAUCAAAAGAGCCAUGAACAUCAAGGAGAACAAAGCCAUGCUUGCUCAGCUACUGGCAGAACUGCACUCUCUCCCAGAGCUGUUCCCGGUGCAGACCCCGAGCCCAGCUUACAAAAAGAAGCCGGUCAGGCGGGCUUUCUCAGAGGGACAGAUAACUCGCCGCAUGAACCCCACCCGCAGUGCCCGGCCUCCAGAGAAGUUUGCCGUGGAAAACUUCACCGUGUCCCCCAACUUUGAAGAAGACCUGUACGCUUUCAGGAGACGGAAGAAAGGGAGCGGGGGUAAAUGCCGCGUGUACAGAAAACGGCGUAUGUCUUCUUACCGGACAGUGGAUGAGAUCACCGAAGAUGACCUAGAAAACGUCGCCAUCACUGUGAGAGAUAAAAUCUACGACAAAGUUCUGGGUAACACGUGCCAUCAAUGCCGACAGAAGACCAUCGAUACUAAGACAGUGUGUCGGAACCUGGAGUGCGGGGGGGUCAGGGGGCAGUUCUGCGGCCCGUGCCUCCGGAAUCGUUACGGGGAAGACGUAAAGUCGGCUCUCUUGGACCCGGACUGGGUGUGCCCCCCCUGCCGGGGGAUUUGCAAUUGCAGUUACUGUCGGCGGCGUGACGGGCGAUGUGCCACCGGCAUCCUCAUCCACCUGGCAAAAUUUUAUGGCUACAACAACGUGAAAGAAUACUUGGAGAGCAUACAGAAACAACUGGUUGAAGACCAUUAGGAUGCAGAGAAAAUGGCCAGAAAUGGGGAAGGGGAGGGGUCUUGUCGGGAAGACCCCCUUCCCCAUCGAUGUUCCAGAUUUGACGAGUGUUGUGACGGUUUUCUUUGUACAGGGAGCAGCUGUUGGUGGGGGGGAACUCAGCAGUUUGGCUUCUUCCUGCGUGCGGUUUGUGACGCUUUGUCCCAUGUUUGUAAAGUUUCUCAGGAAAGCAUCGUCUUAGUACGGGGGUCGCUGGAUUGUCCAUGACCCGCGAUAGCCAGCCUAGUACAUUGAGGUCUUUACAAAAAACGCUUCUAACUGAAAAGCACAAUGAGAAUAAUGUAGAUAUUGUUAACCUUCCAGGUUAAGUUUACAAGGAGAAAACUUGAUAAGACCCUCCCGGCCUGGGAAGGAAAUGCUCAGGUAUCGACUGUGCCCUAAAGUAACCCCUGGAAGACAAGGCUGCCCUCGGCCCGAGACGCAUUCGAGAUUUGGAAUCGGGGCUUUUUUCCUUUACCCUUUAUUACCAAGUGCAAUUAUUUGGAAGAACUUGAAAGUGUAGCGUUGUUUUUUCAGUUUGCUUAUAGAAAAACCUGCCCGGCCCAUUUCUCCGUUCCUUUAGGAAAGGAACCCAUUUUGGGGCCUCCCCCCAAAGCCCACACAAAGACUUUUAUUUGACGCUUGGUCUCUUAGAGCAGGAAUUCCCCUUGGGGAGCGGGCACUCUCAGCCUUGUUUUUCAGGUCUUGUUUUAGUGAUUUCAUGGUAAGCCACAUAAGGGAUACGAGCCUUAACUUUUGUUUCUGGGGUUGCAGACGCUUUGUGGUGGCGGGGAGAGCACGGCCUUUCUCUGGGGGUUUGCACUCGUGUUGGUUUGUCUGUCUCUUCCCGUCCUUCCC
Messenger RNA from Antechinus flavipes (yellow-footed antechinus), 2337 nucleotides. RefSeq names its product cell division cycle associated 7 like (gene CDCA7L). Gene Ontology annotation, biological process: regulation of DNA-templated transcription. NCBI's taxonomy places the organism in Eukaryota, Metazoa, Chordata, Mammalia, Dasyuromorphia, Dasyuridae. The transcript has 10 exons. Gene Ontology annotation, cellular component: nucleus. The record is from RefSeq and is a predicted model, not a curated record. The coding region runs from base 94 to 1461 and encodes 455 amino acids.